Verticillium nonalfalfae is the source of this 1602-nucleotide messenger RNA. It is a transcript of the gene HXT2, whose product is annotated as general substrate transporter. The coding region runs from base 1 to 1602 and encodes 533 amino acids. Gene Ontology annotation, biological process: carbohydrate transport; transmembrane transport. The record is from RefSeq and is a predicted model, not a curated record. NCBI's taxonomy places the organism in Eukaryota, Fungi, Ascomycota, Sordariomycetes, Glomerellales, Plectosphaerellaceae. Gene Ontology annotation, cellular component: plasma membrane. Gene Ontology annotation, molecular function: carbohydrate:proton symporter activity. The transcript has a single exon.
AUGGAUCAAUUCGAAAGCCGUAAACCGAGUGCCACCACCAUGCCGGACUCGCACCACGACGCCAUGAAGGAGGCACCGCCCGUCCACGCCGUCAACUUUCGCGUCCUCAUCAUGGGCCUCCUCGUCUCCAUGGGUGGCUUCAUCUUUGGCUACGAGGGCGGCGCCAUUUCCGGCUACCUCCAGAUGAACGACUUUAUCAGCCGCUUCGGCGAGCACGGCGAGGCCCUCGGCAAGGUUCGCACCGGCUGCAUGGUCGCCUUCCUCUGCGCCGGCUGCCUCAUCGGCGCCCUCGUCAGCGCGCCCAUCGCCGACAAGUACGGCCGCAAGUACAGCAUCACCUUCUGGAACGUCAUCUACAUCGUCGGCAACAUCGUCGCCAUCACCGCCCGCACGACCUGGUACCAGGUGCCCCUGGCCCGUCUCGUCGGCGGCCUCGGCAUCGGCGCCCUCUCCGUGCUGACGCCCAUGUACCAGUCCGAGACGUCGCCGCGCCAGGUCCGCGGCAUGCUCGUCAGCGCCUACCAGCUCUUCAUCACCCUCGGCAUCUUCACCGCCUACUGCAUCAACUACGGCACCGAGUCCAUCUCGGGCGCCGCCUCGUGGCGCAUCACCAUGGGCUGCGGCUUCAUCGCCCCGGCCAUCAUGGGUCUCGGCGUCCUGACGCUGCGCGAGUCGCCGCGCUGGGACUUCCGCCACGGCCGCACCGACGAGGCCGAGACGACGCUGGCCCUCCUCUCCGGCGUCGAUCGCACCCACCCCACCGUCCAGCACGAGAUUAGCGACAUCCGCAAGCAGCUCGCCGCCGAGCACGCCGAGCAGGCCUGGCACGAAGUCUUCACGGGCCCCGCCAUGAUGCGCCGCACCCUCCUCGGCAUGGCCCUGCAGGCCCUGCAGCAGCUCACGGGCGCCAACUUUUUCUUCUACUACGGCACCCAGAUCUUCGCCGCCGUCGGCCUCAGCAACUCGUACGUCACAUCCAUGAUCCUCGGCGCCGUCAACUUUGCCUCGACCAUUGUCGGCCUCUGGAUCGGCCAGCGCUUCGGCCGCCGCCCCGCCCUCAUCGUCGGCGGCGCCUGGAUGUUCGGCUGCUUCCUCGUCUUCGCCUCGCUCGGCUCCUUCGCCCUCUACCCCGACAACAACCCGGGCGACGCCAACGCCCGCACCAACUCGGGCGCCGGCGGCGCCAUGAUCGCCUUUGCCUGCCUCUUCAUCUUCGGCUUCGCCACCACCUGGGGCCCCCUCGUCUGGGCCAUCGUCGGCGAGAUGUUCCCCUCGCGCUACCGCGCCCGCAGCAUGGCCCUCUGCACCGCCUCCAACUGGCUCUGGAACUUCCUCAUCUCCUUCUUCACGCCCUUCAUCACCGACGCCAUCCAUUACAAGUACGGCUACGUCUUUGCCGCCUGCUGCGGCGCCGGCGCCAUCAUCACCUACUUCUUCGUCGUCGAGUCCCAGGGCCGCUCCCUCGAGGAGGUCGACACCAUGUACGUCGAGGGUGUCGUGCCCUGGAAGAGCAAGACGUGGCAGGCUGCCGAGGGCCAGCUCGACGGCAGCGAGCCCUCAGCGGAGAAGGCCGAUUCGAGCGGCGAGCACCUGCGUGUGUAG